Messenger RNA from Bombus pyrosoma, 4223 nucleotides. RefSeq names its product hairy/enhancer-of-split related with YRPW motif protein (gene Hey). Gene Ontology annotation, molecular function: protein dimerization activity; DNA-binding transcription factor activity, RNA polymerase II-specific; RNA polymerase II cis-regulatory region sequence-specific DNA binding. The coding region runs from base 2449 to 3696 and encodes 415 amino acids. Gene Ontology annotation, cellular component: nucleus. NCBI's taxonomy places the organism in Eukaryota, Metazoa, Arthropoda, Insecta, Hymenoptera, Apidae. The transcript has 4 exons. The record is from RefSeq and is a predicted model, not a curated record. Gene Ontology annotation, biological process: anterior/posterior pattern specification; regulation of neurogenesis; regulation of transcription by RNA polymerase II.
CGCUAUCGUUCGAAUUGGUCAAAAACUGCUCAGAGAGGAAAAAGAAACAGAAAAGAGGGAAGCGAGGAAAGAAUCCGAGGUAUGACACGAUACAAAAGAAGAAUUCGAUGGCGGAGAAAGAUUGCGAGGACAAACAAGGGUAGAACGUACGGUUCAUAGAAUCGUAGGGGCUGGUAUUUAUCAUUCUAUUGCGAUCUGCGUAAUACUAUCGGCGAUAAAUUCUCGCGGAUGCGUGGAGAUACUGUAACGCGAUCGCCGAUAAAUUCAUAUUUCCGAUUGAUCGGAGAAACUGCACCAACAAAUCGUAAAGCAAUCGAGCACACGAUCAUUUAGAUACACGGACUGGCAUAUGCGUGCGCGCGCGCGCUGCUUCGGACUCAAGCAUUCCGAACAAUAUCAACCAAUUAUCGGACGAUUGUGUCGCGGUGCCAACUGUCAACGUCGAUGGUCAACCGGUCGAUCGGGGGAGGGUGUGACCACCGGUCACGAUCGAUGGACGCGGUCCAUCACCCUUCGGUCCAUCAUCCGAUCGAAUUCCGAACCUUUGUUUUCGCAAGGAAGAUCGCGUCGGACAAGUGUCGAAUGCUACUAAUUUUAUGCGUGUUUGCUUUACACCGAACAUUCGUUGUUUGUGCAAGAGAUGGGCAAGCCAUCGGACAAAUCGACUGGACGCUUUCGCGCGUACUCGUCGGUCCGGCCGGAAUUAUGAAUAUAAAUAUUUGUAGGCCGAAACGAGCAAAGCUCCUCCUGUAAAAUUAUCCCUACCAGUUUCGCUCGUCGUGGAGAGAAGCGUGGAUAGAUACUUGGAUAGAAGCGUGGAUAGAAUCGUGAAAAGGUCAUGUAGCAACCUCUUCGAAUUGGACAGCGUAAGUCGAAGAAGGAGCGACCGCUAACGCGCUAAGUCACGGCGCGGUGCCCGUUCAGAGCAACACGAGCGUACACGAGCGACAAGAUUCGCGACACGCGACUUCACGUGCACGAGUCGCGUGCAGCCCGGAAGCGACGGUGAAAUACUUUGCUUCGAUUUCGACAGCCUUCUCCUAUCCACAGAGCGACGCGGAACAUCGCGCUAGAACUCUACCAGAGUAUCGAUCGAGCUUUUCGAUCGCGAACCAACCGCGACGACGGUCUUUCGAAUUAUUUCGCGUACAAAGCAUCGCCGAAUUACCUAAAAUUCGGAUAGUCGGAUCUCGCUAGCCGAAGAAGACAAAGAGUAAUUUUCGCCCUUUCGGAUCCGGCGAAUAGUCGGCGGAUCGGCAGCGGUCGUUCGGCUUCGAUAAAAAGUCAACGACGCGACGCACGAUUAGUCGGCUUGGUUCCCAUAGAGCCACCGAUAAUCGUACGAGCGCGUGGCGCGUGCGAUUGCUGCGUGAGAACGUUCUAUCGUGAUCGCACCCUCCCUCGUAGCCGGCCACCCUUCGUAGCUCGGUAAGCGAGCGUUCGCGAGUCCUGGCAACCGUGGGAGUCGCGUCGAGAGAUAACUCAACCAGCAAAGCGAUUUCACGCUAAUUUAAGGACCGAUCCGCGAGAUCCAGUUUUCUCUGAUAGAUCCGACCGCUUUCCUCUUCCUUGUCCGAUUCGGUAAACAUCAGUACGCUCAUCGACGUACGCAACGCCAACGUGCAGCGAGUGGCGCCACGUUCCCAGAUUUUGCAAAAUCUCGCACAGACACGAACAAGAGGGUAGAGGCGGCGUGCGACCAGUUAAGCGCCACGAGCGUUCCCACGAAAAUCGCCCUGUCUGAUCGCCGCUUUACUCCCCCUUGGUCUCUCGCUCUCUUUCUUCCCCCAGUCGUAAACCCCUGUGCUUCUGAAGGGAGCGCAGGGGUUGAGAGAAAGAGAGAGAGAGAGAGAGAGAGAGAGGAGAGGGGUUUUCACCUUGCGAUCGAGAAGCGAAACAGAGAAGUUGCCCCCUCCGCACCAAGGAGGCGCGGCACACCUAGUCCCCACCAAUAGGGCCAGGGACGAAACGGGGCACGCGGUCGUGUGCCGUCCCCAAGUCCGCCCGCACAUGACAAACGUCGUCCGCCACGCGACCAGUGCACACGCCUGCGAGUGCGUCGCGUUUCGCACCAUCGUCCAAUAUAUCGCGAGUCUACUUGGCGCGCGUACACGCGACCGCGAACCUCCUCUGGAAGCCGCGACACGUGGACACCAUCGACUUCCGGCCAGGACACUUACGUGGAAAAACGAUCGCAUCUUGCGACGGCCGGCUUCGUCUUCCUCUUGUCUUUCGCGGUGUAACGUAGUGGUGAAGAGUGACAGCGACGAUCGCUUUCGUCGCACGCUUAUGAACCCGAACGAACGUACGACGCGAUAGCUUACGAUGAAUCAGUGACAAUCUGUUUUCGAUCUGUGCGCGAUUUCGGCUGCGAAGAAAGCGUCGCCGAUCGAUUUAGUGGAAUAUAACGGUUCAAGAGCGGGAUAAUUCGCGAAGAAAGAAAAAGAAAUGUGGAGGGUCGUGGUGGCGCGAUCAGACGAAAACAGUACGUUGCUGUCAUCGGAAAUCGGGUCCGGCCCGGUUGGUCCGGUCGGCCCGGUCGGUCCCAAUCACAUCUCCGGUCUUCCCGGUCCGCCUUCUACUCAUCAUCAUCACCACUGGGGCUAUCCACCGCCGCCGCAUCCCUCUUAUCAGCCGCAGCAUUCUGACGCACCGCGCCAUCAUCAUGAUCCGCGUCCACCUCACGACCUCAGGCAUCCGGCCACCACUACCACCAGCACCGCCGAUCUCAGACACGAGAUGCACAGAUCGGAUCCGAGACAUCCUUCCGCCGCAUCAGAGAUGCAACAACGACACCAGCCACCGGAAUUGCACAGACCCGAGAUGGUGCGACAUCACCAGGAUUUGUCGGGAAUGAGGCCGGACAUGAGUAGCGAAAUUAGAUCUAGUCACGAGUUCCCUGAUCUUAAGAUCGACGUCGUGGACAUAAGGAGUCAGGAGAGCGGGCAGCAGCAACAGCAACAACAGCAACAGCAGCAACAACAACAACAAACGUCGCAACAGAGAAACUUGAAAAGAACUAUGAGCGAUUCCGAUUGCGACGACGUGUUUUCCGAGGAGAGCGGCAAAGAACCUUGUAAUUCGCCGGGAGGCGAUUCCUGUCAGCACGCGUCGCGAAAGCGAAGAAGAGGAAUGAUAGAGAAGAAACGCCGCGACAGAAUAAACGCGUCACUUGGCGAGCUGCGGAGAUUAGUGCCGGCAGCAGCGAGAGAUCCUCACAGCGGCAAAUUAGAGAAAGCGGAGAUCUUGCAGCUCACCGUUGAACAUUUGCGAUCGCUUCGAAACAAAGGUCCGGAAGGAUACGACAGUACGAAGCUAGCGAUGGAUUACCACGCGGUCGGCUGGGGCGAAUGCGCUGCCGAAGUUGGUCGCUACUUGGUCACGAUGGAAGGCCUCGACGAGAGGGAUCCUUUGAGGUUACGAUUGCUCUCCCAUCUGCAAAGUUUUCACCGCGAUCAUCCUCCGUCCGCGGUGCCCUCGUCCGUUCCCCCGGUGACAAGUUUGACGUCGUCGUCGACGAGCGGCAGCUACGAGCCGGCGGCGAGCUCGGUUCCCCCUGGAAUGCCACCUGGGACGGGUACUAUGCCACCUCUCCUGGGUGGUACCGCGCUCGGAUGGGGCCAGUAUCCCGGCCAAUAUCCCCAGCAGCAACACGGUAAACCUUAUAGACCGUGGGGUGCCGAACUGGCCUACUGAAACGCGGCCUAUCCUUAGACGAGUUUCGCGACUUUCUGCAUCUUCUUAUCAUCUCGUCUCGUUUUCAACUGAACGUAAUUCUCUCCUGGCGUUUACGCGUUUCAGUCCUUCUUCCCAAUUCGUCUCAGGGAAUUCUCUUUUCUAAGUUAGGACACGGUACGGUACUUUACGUACGAUAGUCAUGCGAGUACCUAAUAACCAUCUAAACAGAUGUUAUCUAUUUAUUCGAUUCGACUCGAUUCGCGAUACCUGCCGAUCGAGCGACGACGUUGUACAAUUUGUAUAUAGAUAUAAUCGCAAUUAUUGUAAAUAACGAAACGCGAUCGAAAUCGCUCGCUCUUAUUUCUAUUUUUUACUCCUUUAUAUUUCACGUUCCUCUUGUAACAAAUAUAGUCUGCUCGUUUGUAUAAUAAUCGAGUCGAAAAUGUAUCGAUCGAACAAGUGCCAUUAAACGUAUCGCGCUGCGUACGUCCUAUGGAAGGAAACGCUCAAAGAUGUUUGCAAUAAAAUGACGAUAACGAAACAUA